Messenger RNA from Pediculus humanus corporis (human body louse), 1770 nucleotides. RefSeq names its product SAX, putative. The record is from RefSeq and is a predicted model, not a curated record. Gene Ontology annotation, molecular function: ATP binding; SMAD binding; transforming growth factor beta receptor activity, type I. Gene Ontology annotation, biological process: cellular response to growth factor stimulus; BMP signaling pathway; protein phosphorylation. The transcript is spliced from 9 exons. Gene Ontology annotation, cellular component: BMP receptor complex; plasma membrane. Lineage: Eukaryota; Metazoa; Arthropoda; Insecta; Psocodea; Pediculidae. The coding region runs from base 1 to 1770 and encodes 589 amino acids.
AUGGCGUCUAAUUGGUAUAUAUUAUGUUUAUUGUUUAUUUUUACUUCUGAAUCCGGUUCAGUUACAUUACCUCCUGGAUCUUUAGUAGAAAGUGAUAGCGAUACAGAAAUAAAAGAACAAGUGGAAGAUAAUACUAUUGCAAAUGAAUUAUUAAUAAAAGCCCAACAAGAACAAACGUUGAGGUUACACAAAAAUUUAAUAAGACAUCUUAAUCGUAAUGAAUCACAUGAGGUACCUAAAUUUAAAUGUCUUUCUUGUGAUCCUCCAGACUGCAUUCCACAGCCCCCAUGUAUUGAUGCCUAUCAGUGUUGGAAAUCUCAUACGAGAGAUUUGAAUGGCGUUGAAGCCGUGUCUAGAGGAUGCAUUAAAAAAAAAGAUCAAGUGCCUUUACUUUGUAAAACUUCAUCUUUUUCCGGAGUUCAUAAAAAACGACAUACAGGCGGACAAUAUGAAGUGAUUUGUUGCGAAGAAGAUUAUUGUAACAAUGGUUCAUUUCCUUCUCUGCCAGAAGUUACUUUUCACGAUGAUGUGUCUUCGAUUUACCCAGAUAAAAAUAUAUAUAUUCUUAAAUUGACGUUGGCAAUCUUGGGUCCAGUUGUAGGUUUAGGAGUAUUGGGUACGAUAGUUUUACUCCUAAUGAGAAGAACACAUAAAAAAAGACUUGAAAGACAAAGCGGUUUGUGGAGUAAAGAAAGGCAAAAUGGUAUUUUAGAUUCGGAUGCUUACUACACGGAUGAGUUGGUCCAUGUUACAGCUCCAGGAGAUAGUACACUUCGAGAGUUUAUGGAACAUUCUCUAACUUCUGGAUCCGGAUCAGGACUUCCAUUAUUGAUUCAGAGAACUUUGGCAAAACAAAUAUCCCUUUCCGAAUGUAUUGGAAAAGGAAGAUAUGGACAGGUAUGGAGAGGCGUUUGGCACGGUGAAAAUAUUGCGGUAAAAAUAUUUUUUUCAAGAGACGAAGCCAGUUGGAACAGAGAAACGGAAAUUUAUAGUACCGUUCUCCUUCGUCAUGAAAAUAUUUUGGGUUACAUUGGAAGCGACAUGACGUCGCGAAAUUCAUGCACUCAACUUUGGUUGGUCACACAUUAUCAUCCCCUGGGAUCCCUUUACGAUCACCUGAACAGAACUAGUUUAACACAUCAUCAAAUGAUGAAAAUUUGUUUGACGAUUGUUUCGGGUUUAGUUCACUUGCACAGUGAAAUCUUCGGAACUCAGGGAAAACCUGCCAUAGCUCACAGAGACCUUAAAACGAAAAAUAUACUUAUACGAAUGAACGGUUCUUGCGUCAUUGCCGAUUUCGGAUUGGCCGUGACUCACGUUCAAGCAACGGGACAAAUGGACAUAGCAGAUAAUCCCAGGGUGGGAACAAAACGUUACAUGGCACCUGAAGUAUUAGAAGAAACAAUGAAAACAGACUGUUUCGAAUCGUACAGGCGAGCUGAUAUGUAUGCCUUGGGCCUUGUUUUAUGGGAAGUGUGUACGAAAACCCUUUCGAACGGCAUUGCCGACGAGUACAAGCCACCCUAUCACGACGUUGUGCCUAACGAUCCCUCAUUCGAAGACAUGAGAAAAGUCGUUUGCGUUGACGGACAAAGACCCAUUCUCAGCAACAGAUGGUCUUCGGAUCCCACAUUAAACGGCAUGGGAAAAUUAAUGAAAGAAUGUUGGCAUCAAAAUCCCAACGUGAGACUGCCAGCGUUAAGAAUAAAAAAGACUUUGAUCAAAUUGGCAUCAGCCGAUCCUUUGAUACACCUCGACGUAGAUAUUUAA